Messenger RNA from Striga hermonthica, 1047 nucleotides. NCBI's taxonomy places the organism in Eukaryota, Viridiplantae, Streptophyta, Magnoliopsida, Lamiales, Orobanchaceae. The record is from the annotation of a GenBank genome assembly.
AUGGAUCCCACGAGCAAGUCCCAAUCCCCUAUCAAAAGCCCGCAGACCCCGCCGUUAGGCCCGAACCACGCACACUCCCCGCACGCUGGCUUCCCCAUCAUAGCCGUAGCCAUCAUCGGCAUUCUGGCAACGGCCUUCUUGCUCGUCGGCUACUACAUUUUCGUGAUCAAGUGUUGUCUGAGCUGGCACCGUAUAGACAUUUUAAGGCGCUUCUCCUUCUCCACAAGGCGGCAGCUGGCCGAGAACCCGCUGACCGCUUUUCAUUCUCCGGCCGAGAGAAGGGGACUCGAUGAGGCCGCCAUCCGGUCGAUUCCCAUUUUCAACUUCAAGAGACUGAAAAACGGGCUAAAAGACGAGUCCUUUCUGAAAGUGCAGUCGUUCGAAUGUGCUGUGUGUUUGAACGAAUUCCAAGAAGAAGAAAAGCUCAGAGUCAUUCCCAACUGUGCCCAUAUUUUCCACAUUGAUUGUAUCGACGUUUGGCUUCAGAACAAUGCAAACUGCCCGCUUUGCAGAACGAGCGUCUCGUCAAACGUGCAUUCGCAGUUGGAUCGAGUGAUUAUUCCGAGCCCGCCUGGUCUGGAUCGGGCUGGUGACUUUUCGGGCCGGAAUGAAGAUUAUGUGGUGAUCGAGAUACGGCCUGAAGAGGGCUGUGUCGGUCCAUCAGUAUCGGGAAUCCAAGAAAAUUCAAACCCGGAUGAGUUCAUUACGGCCAAGAUUUCAAGAAAGAAUGGUAAAAAGGCGAGCCUUGUUUCGAGCAUGGGAGAUGAGUAUAUUGAUCGUAGGCACAGAGACGAGUCGUUUAUGGUUCAGCCGUUGAGGAGGUCAUUCUCCAUGGAUUCGGGCACGGAUAGCCAGCUUUAUAUAGCUGUUCAAGAAAUAAUACAGAGGCACAAAGAAGUAAAUAGCAAUAAUAACGACGAUGAUAAUAAUGAUGGCGUACUAGUUAGUCCAAACGAAGGGUGCAGCAGAGUUAGAAGAUCGUGUUUUACGUUUGGACAAGGGAAGGGUUCUUCGAGAAGUGCAGUUCAGCCAGUUGAGUUAGAUUAG